UUCUCCUCACGAGUUUCAUUUGCUCGGUGCAAGUUUGCAUUUCACAAAUUUGGGUCAGAUUACUCAGAUUCAAAUGCACACUUUUUUUGUGUAAUUUUCGCAUAAACUUCUAAAUGAGUGAUUAGUCAAACAAAGCUUUAGAACUAAAAUUCAAUUUAUGUGGGAUUAGGAAAUAUAAAAUUACAAGCUAAACAUAAACUAAGGUUUCUCGUAUCACAUUUGCAUAGUCGACGUCGACACGAAAUAGUUCAUCGCUUCCUUCCUUCGCUAACAAAUACAGCAAAUUGGGCUUAUCAUCAAUCACAUAAAAUAAUGGCGACAAACAUGGGUAGCCGGCUAUUUACCCCAAAAGCUACCAACAAAAUCGUAAAGUUUUUAUCCAAAUUAAGCAGUGGGGUGGGACCACCUCCCGUCCCUAAUCAUCAAUUCACUCCAGCAGGAUGGAUUUUUUGCUCAUUCGCCCCCCACUUCCUUAAAUUCUCGUCCAGAGGAGCUUUACAUCAAAAUUCUAAUUUGAGCUUACAAUUUCGUGGAUUAAGAUCGCGUCCAUUUCAAUCUUCAAUUAAAACUAAACCACCGCAAACGGAACGAAUAAAAUCUAAUGGUCAAAUUCCUCACCGUUUUAAUAACAUGGAUCGAUUCAACUUUAUCUUUAAACCGUUUGCAUUCACAGCUUUGGUCGGCACGUCCAGCAUCAUAGCAUGCACAAUCUGGCAGUAUGAAGAUUACCGGAGAAGUGUGAUAUCUGGAAGGUUUUCUUUAUCUGCGUUAAGAGACUCGGUUUUUGGUGGUGGAAGUUCAAGUCAAAAUCAGAGAAGAGUUAAUGGAGAACUUAUCGAUAAAGCGGAAGCUUGGUGGAGCAGUUUAUCUCCAGGAGAAAAGAUAUUCUGGCCAAUUUGUGCAAUUAACUCAUUGGUUUGGUUAGCAUGGAGGGUUCCAGCUUGGGCACCGACGAUGGUCACGUAUUUUAGUGCAACACCAGUAGGACGAAGAAUAUGUCUACCAAUGCUGCUCUCCACGUUUAGUCAUUACUCAUUUUUCCACCUUGCUGCCAAUAUGUUCGUUUUGCAUUCGUUUAUUCCAGCUGCUGCACAAAUCCUGGGCAAAGAACAAUUCGUCGCAAUGUAUUUGACUUCCGGAACAGUAGCCUCGUUAGGGUCACAUUGUCACAAGUUGUUUGUUGGAAACACGACGCCUUCCCUGGGAGCUUCCGGUGCAAUUAUGGGAAUCUUAGGAUUGGUAUGCACAAGAAUGCCUGAUAUUCAGUUGGGUAUCAUUUUCCUUCCUGGAGUGCAAUUUACGGCCGAUACGGCAUUGAAAUGCAUUCUCGCAAUUGACACUGCUGGAGUAGUCUUAGGAUGGAAAUUUAUGGAUCAUGCGGCUCACUUGUCUGGAUGCCUUUUUGGGAUAGCCUUUAGCCAUUACGGAGGACAAACAUUUUGGGCCUUUCGCGAUUUUGUGAUGACGCAGUGGCACAAGUUUAGAAUAUCUUGAUGAAACCGCGUAUAAAAGCUUUAAAUUUUAAAUAUAAAACAAGUCUAAUCAUUCUAGUAAACUUUUAAUAACAACAAACAAUUUGCAAUCAAGUA
Folsomia candida is the source of this 1589-nucleotide messenger RNA. It is a transcript of the gene rho-7, whose product is annotated as presenilins-associated rhomboid-like protein, mitochondrial. Lineage: Eukaryota; Metazoa; Arthropoda; Collembola; Entomobryomorpha; Isotomidae. Gene Ontology annotation, cellular component: membrane. The transcript is spliced from 9 exons. The coding region runs from base 313 to 1494 and encodes 393 amino acids. The record is from RefSeq and is a predicted model, not a curated record. Gene Ontology annotation, molecular function: serine-type endopeptidase activity.